This is a messenger RNA of Myotis brandtii (Brandt's bat), 954 nucleotides long. RefSeq names its product olfactory receptor 51J1. The record is from RefSeq and is a predicted model, not a curated record. Bases 1 to 954 code for a protein of 317 amino acids. Lineage: Eukaryota; Metazoa; Chordata; Mammalia; Chiroptera; Vespertilionidae. Gene Ontology annotation, biological process: G protein-coupled receptor signaling pathway. Gene Ontology annotation, molecular function: olfactory receptor activity; G protein-coupled receptor activity. The transcript has a single exon. Gene Ontology annotation, cellular component: membrane.
AUGAAGAGCUCCAAUAACUCUCUGGAAUUCUUACCUACAACAUUCAUUCUAGUUGGCAUCCCAGGGCUGGAAGAAGAGCACAUUUGGAUGUCCAUUCCAUUCAGCCUGAUGUACAUUAUCAUCUUCCUUGGGAAUGGCACCAUUAUUCAUGUCAUCAGAACAGACGCUGCCCUACACCAGCCCAUGUACCUCUUUCUUGCCAUGUUGGCACUGGCUGAAGUUGGUGUCUCUGCAUCCACUCUGCCUACAGUGCUAGGCAUCUUCCUUUUUGGAACCACUGAGAUUAGUUUUGAUGCAUGUCUCCUCCAGAUGUUUUCCAUCCAUUCUUUCUCCAUUAUGGAGUCAGCUGUGUUGCUGGCCAUGUCUGUCGACCGAUUUGUGGCCAUCUACAGCCCACUGCGCUAUACAGCCAUCCUAACCCUGCCCCGCAUCUUUGGCACAGGAGCUGUCAUUGGGCUGAAAAGCAUUAUGCUCAUGGCCCCAUUGCCCAUGCUCUUACGGCGCCUGCCCUUCUGUGGUCACAAUGUCCUCUCCCAUUCCUAUUGCCUUCACCCAAACCUCAUCCAUCUACCUUGUGGGGACAUUUCUAUCAAUAAUAUCUAUGGGCUUUUCAUUGUUACCUCCACUUUUGGGCUGGAUUCGCUACUCAUUGUGGUCUCCUAUGGGCUUAUACUCCACACUGUACUGAAUAUUGCCACUAAGGAGGGGCGUAAGAAGGCACUGAACACAUGUGGUUCACAUGUCUGUGCUGUGCUCGCUUAUUAUGUGCCUAUGAUUGGCUUGUCAAUGGUGCACCGUUUUGGUCACCAUGUGUCCCCUUUGCUGCAUGCUAUGAUGGCCAAUGCUUACCUAUUCUUCCCACCCGUUGUCAACCCCAUUGUGUACAGCAUUAAGACCAAGGAAAUCCGCCGUGGCAUUGUCCGAAUGCUAUCAGAGAAGAGAUCCAGAGUUUAG